UUUUGACACGGAACUUUCUUCAAUGAAACGAACGUGACGUGUCUUUCGUAUUUAUUUCAAACGUGACGCGAAAUAUCCCAAAGAUUUCCAUAUUCCAAUCGCCGCGACUGAUUGGAGCGAAUCGAAAAAAUAUUUCUCCAGAAAUUCCUACUAUUCAUCACAUCGAUAUUACAGGUGCACAAUAAAAUACAUCAUUAUUAUUAUCUACCGUAAAAAAUAAUGGUUAAGCGAUUAAAAAUGUCGAAAACAGCGCCGGAUUAUCACCGGACGGCCGCAGUACCGGCAGUACCGAUUUCCUCGCCGAUGAAAAUGCUGCUGGGACGAUGCCUCGCGCUACUGCUCGUCUCCAGUUUCGCCUCCAAAGCUUCUUCCAAGAAAUGCAACGUGGGCAUCAUCAGCGUCACAGAGGGUCGCUUGGUGGGGAAAGAAUUCGAAACCAACAAGGGCACCGAGUUCUUCGCCUUCCUGGACGUUCCCUACGCCGAACCGCCGGUGGGGAGGCUCAGAUUUCAGGAGCCGGUGCCUAUAAGAAAAUGGCCGAAGAUUUUGAACGCGACGGCUAACAGGAGGAUCUGCGCGCAAUUCGAUCCCAACGUCAGCGGGAGAGACGCCAGAGAAACGGAGGAUUGCCUGGUCCUGAACGUCUACGCACCGGCAGAAACGCUCUGCGAUGCGGAACAAUCCUCCUCGCCCGUUCUGGUGUUCGUUCACGGGGGAUCCUUCCGGUCGUGGGACGGCGCUAUGGGCACGUUCGGGCCGCAGUAUUUCAUGGACGAAUACGUUGUAAUGGUGUCGAUGAAUUACCGCUUGGGACCUCUGGGGUUUCUCAACACCGGCGACGAUGUGAUACCGGGAAAUUUGGGACUCAAAGACCAGCUGCUGGCGCUUAAAUGGGUAUCCAAAAAUAUCAAAUACUUCGGGGGCGAUGCCGAUAGGGUCACUUUAAUGGGACAGAGCGCCGGGGCGAUGAGCGUGGGCUACCAUUUGCUGAAUCCUCAAAGCAAAGGAUUGUUCGGCGCGGCUAUAAUGCACAGCGCGAGCCCGCUCUCCUGCGCAGCCCUGCAGAAACACCCGCUCGACGCGGCCGUUUCGUUGGCCUCAGAAAUCGACCAAAGCCUCUCGAAAUCCUCCAACACCACCAAAAUCUUGGAUAUCCUGCAAGCUGCGACGCUUGAGCAAAUCCAACGGGCUGCACUCAGUGCAAAGUUACCUAAUAACAAGAUGAAUUGCCAGUUGAUCGGCUCGCUGAUGUGGACCCCGAGCGGGGAACCCCCCGGAGCGAAGAAUCCGUUGGUUACGGGAAUGAAUUACGAUAAAGCGAAGGCUGGCCAGACGCUUUCCGUGCCGCUACUUAUCGGCGUGAAUUCGCAGGAGAGUUUAUAUUACGGAACGAGCGGGAUCCCUCUGGUGGCGAAACUCUACGACAUGGACCCUUCGCAUAUGAUAGACGAAAACUUGAACAUCGAUAGGAGGAAGAAACGCGUCGCAGGACAAGCUCUUAAGUAUCUCUACACGCAAACAACGUUCUCUUCUAACAUGUCCGCGGUAAUCGAUUUUAUCAGCGAUAAUUACUUCAACGUGCCCACGAUGGCGUUCGCUUCCUUCCACUCGCAGCAUUCGGUCGUCUACGCGUACCAGUUCGCCUACAAAGGCCCCCUGGGCCGGCUGAACAGCACUUUUCCAGGUGUUGGGCACGGUGAAGAGUUGAAUUACUUGUUCCAAAAUUCGUACAACGAAGAUCUGUCCAGGUUCCCCGAGGAAGAUGUCGCCGCGCACGAGCGCGUGAUGGUGUUGUGGUCGCAGUUUAUCAGGUCCAGUUUUAGGCAUCCCACGCAUAGCCCGAGCGAUCUUUUGGAGCAUGUGCAAUGGCCGAUGUUCCAGGAGAAAAACUUGCUGCAGCUUCGCAUCGAUAGGGAUUUGACUGUUGAGAAGUAUACCGGGAAGUUUAGGAAUUGGAUGAAUAUUGUGGAUUUGUUCGGCCAACCGCAAAUAGAUACUUUCUAGUUUUAGAGAAAAAAAUUGUCGAUUUAUUCGGGUAUACGAAAAUAGAUGUUUAUACAGUUGCAUUUAAUUUUGUGUAAAAAAAUACUUUGUGUAGGUGGUAUUGUGAUUGUGACUUAUUAAAAUUUAAUAAAAACUCG
Phyllotreta striolata is the source of this 2141-nucleotide messenger RNA. The record is from the annotation of a GenBank genome assembly. NCBI's taxonomy places the organism in Eukaryota, Metazoa, Arthropoda, Insecta, Coleoptera, Chrysomelidae.